AGCAAAAAAUUUAUUGCCAUAUCUUGGACCCAACAAAAUGAGAGAUUGUUUCUGCACUAUAAAUUUGGACCAAGAAGAAGUUUAUCGUACCCAGGUUGUUGAAAAGUCUUUAAGACCAUAUUUCAGUGAAGAAUUUUACUUUGAGAUUCCAAGAACUUUCCAGUAUUUGUCGUUUUAUGUUUAUGAUAAGAAUGUUUUACAAAGAGAUCUUCGUAUAGGAAAAGUAGCCAUCAAAAAAGAAGACUUGUGUAAUCACAGUGGUAAAGAAACUUGGUUUUCACUGCAGCCUGUUGACUCGAACUCAGAAGUUCAGGGAAAAGUUCACCUUGAAUUAAAACUGAAUGAACUGAUAACGGAGAAUGGAACUGUGUGCCAGCAGCUCGUUGUGCACAUCAAGGCAUGCCAUGGAUUGCCGCUCAUAAAUGGACAAAGUUGUGAUCCUUAUGCAACAGUUUCCCUAAUUGGCCCUUCUAGGAAUGACCAAAAGAAGACAAAAGUAAAGAAGAAAACAAGCAAUCCGCAGUUUAAUGAAAUCUUUUAUUUUGAGGUAACCAGAUCCAGUAGUUAUACCAGGAAAUCCCAGUUCCAAGUAGAAGAAGAGGACAUUGAAAAAUUGGAAAUCAGGGUUGAUUUGUGGAAUAAUGAAAACCUAGUCCAAGAUGUUUUCCUGGGUGAAAUUAAGGUUCCUGUGAGUGUGUUAAGAAACGAUUCCUCUCAUCAAGCCUGGUACUUGCUACAACCAAGAGACAAUGGAAACAAGUCAUCUAAAACUGAUGACCUGGGAUCUCUUCGGUUAACUCUGUGUUAUACAGAAGACUAUGUGCUUCCAUCAGAAUACUAUGAUCCCUUGAAAACUCUGCUGCUAAAAUCACCAGAUGUUCAGCCAGUAUCUGCCUCAGCUGCUUAUAUUUUGGGUGAAAUAUGUCAAGAUCAAAAGGAUGCUGUUUUGCCUCUUGUUCGACUAUUGCUACAUCACAAUAAACUAGUUCCUUUUAUCACUGCGGUGGCUGAACUGGACUUGAAGGAUACCCAAGAUGCAAGCACAAUUUUUAGAGGAAAUUCCCUGGCAACUCGGUGUCUGGAUGAGAUGAUGAAAAUAGUGGGAAGGCACUACUUGAAAGUCACGUUAAAGCCUGUUCUAGACGAGAUAUGUGAAUCCUCGAAAUCCUGUGAAAUAGAUCCUAUUAAGUUGAAAGAAGGAGAUAAUGUAGAAAAUAAUAAGGAGAAUCUGCACUACUAUGUGGACAAAGUAUUCAAUACAAUUGUAGGAUCAAGUGUGAGCUGCCCCACUGUGAUGUGUGAUAUCUUUUAUUCUCUGAGGCAAAUGGCUACUAAGAGAUUUCCUAAUAACCCUCAUGUUCAGUACUCUGCAGUGACCAGCUUUGUGUUUCUUCGUUUCUUUGCUGUAGCGAUACUAUCACCUCAUACUUUUCAUUUGCGACCUCAUUAUCCAGAUACACAGACAAUUAGAACGUUAACUCUCAUCUCAAAAACCAUACAGACUUUGGGAAACUGGGAAACUCUAUCCAGAAGAAAGUCUCGUUCCAAAAAGUCAGUUAUGUGUGAAUUUCUCAAAAUGUUUCAAGAGGAAAGAUAUUUUACAGACGUGAAAAAGUUCUUGGAUGAAAUUUCAUCUACAGAAACUAAGGAGUCCAGUGGUACGAGCGAGCCUGUGCACCUGAAAGAAGGUGAAAUGUAUAAAAGAGCUCAAGGAAGAACCCGUAUUGGAAAAAAGAAUUUCAAGAAACGAUGGUUCUGCUUGACAAGCAGAGAGCUCACCUACCACAAACAGCCAGGCAAAGAUGCAAUUUACACUAUUCCAGUAAAAAACAUUCUUGCUGUGGAAAAACUGGAAGAAAGCUCUUUCAACAAGAAAAAUAUGUUCCAAGUGAUACAUACAGAGAAGACACUCUACGUCCAAGCAAACAACUGUGUGGAAGCUAAUGAGUGGAUAGAUGUGCUGUGCAGAGUGAGCAGAUGCAACCACAACCGGCUCAGCUCUUUCCAUCCGUCGGCAUAUCUCAAUGGGAACUGGCUCUGCUGCCAGGAGACCGGUGAAAGUACACCAGGCUGCAAACCAUGUACUGCAGGUAUCCCCGCAGACAUCCAGGUAGAUAUUGAUGAAGACAGAGAAGCAGAAAGAAUUUAUUCCCUUUUUACCCUCAGUUUACUUAAGCUGCAGAAGAUGGAAGAGGCUUGUGGGACUAUAGCAGUCUAUCAAGGGCCGCAGAAAGAACCUGAUUAUUCCAACUUCACAAUUGAGGAUUCUGUUACAACCUUUAAGACAAUUCAACAAAUAAAAAGCAUCAUAGAGAAGCUAGAUGAGCCCCAUGAGAAAUACAGAAAGAAAAGAUCAAGUAGUGCAAAGUACGGAAGCAAGGAAAAUCCAAUUGUUGGGAAAAUAUCAUAGUUUGAUCAACUGAUGGAGAACUGGAAAAUAUUCCUUUUCAUGAAGUUUUUUAAUUCACCCGAUCAUGUUCAUACUAUGUAAGAGCAGACAUUGGCUUUGAUGACACCUGCUUUCACAAUGUAUUUAAUAUUUAAUGGUUGAAAUGAACUGUUUGGGAAUUCUGAUAUCCGUGAUUUUAUUACUAGAGAAUUUGAAACCCAAGAUUUCCUUCAAAUCCAUAUCAUUGCAGCUUCUUUUUGAUGGAAAGAAUCUUUCUAAGGAAGGUUCCUAAGAAGCUUGUAAUAAAGGGAGCACUUCCUAGUAAGAAGCCAUCUCUACUUGUAACUCUCUUAUGUGUGGACUCAUUUUCACUACCGUUAGUGCCUGCUCUGUACUGCCAACAUCGUCCUUUACUAGAGAAUUGCAGUUCAUUGUCAGUUCUGAACUUUCGUUGAGUUCAUCUGAACCCUCCAUCUCUAAAAAGGAAAAAGAAGAAAAAGCAAAAACUUUUUUCCUUUAGUCAUUACAGGUUAUGGAGACAGAGACGAGGACGUCAGAACACCCUUGAAUGUUGGUGGAUGUUUUGUCUGGUCACAGGUGUAAGAGUGCUCAGAUAGAUAUCAGGGAAUAUGUGCUCCUGUGUGCACCAUGUUUACAUUUGAAAUGAAUGAUGGCAGAUGAAAUAAAAUGAGACCACUAAAAUGUUUUUCAUUGUUUUAAAUAUCAGGUACUCAUUUUCUUAAUUUGAGAAUUCAGUUUAACAUUACUCCUGAAGGCUUCUCUUCCCAACCAGAAGAGAAUAGUAAAGGUGGUGAGAAAUCACUUGACCUUGCCUGCUGUUCAUGUUGUAACAAGGGUGUGUAAAGAUGCCCUCCAUAUAGUGUUAGGUCCUGCUCUAACUCGAGAACUGUCACUUGGCGCACUUUAAUAAUCUGGCACAUUCCAGAUUGUAGUUUAGAUACUCCAUGGUAUCUAUCUUUUAUGAUCAGUUAAAUGAUCAGUGUUUAAGCGUAGAACAAUGCUUUUCUGAAAAUGUUUGUAUUUUAUUGCUGUUUCCUUAUUGCCUGCUAACCAAAUGGAAUUAGGUUCAGCAGCUGUUGAAACCUGUUUUUCCUUGUCUACUCGGGUCCUGAAAAUAGUAACUAUCAAUAAGCAGUUGAAGCAAGUGCCACCCUGGAGAGGAGUGAUGUGCUUGGCUUCAUCAGUAUUAAAACCAUGGUACUUACUUGUCUUUUUUAAUUCAGAACAUUUUCUAAGUGUGGUAUUUACCUUUGAACCUUGGGGUAUUUACGUAUGUUCCUGUUGAAAUGUGACUUAUUGGUGUAAGUCCAACUAGCUGUGAUUUUCUGUUUCGUUGAGCUUAAGCUGUAAUUCAGAAUAUAUUGCCAAUUAUGUUGUUGCUAGGUAAUUGUUUUUACAUUGUUAUUAGGUAAUUAUUUUUAAAGAUUUUUAACACAGAGUUUUCCCAUAAAAAAAAAAAUCAUGAUUGAAAAAUGUA
Molecule: messenger RNA, 3887 nt
Organism: Myodes glareolus (Bank vole)
Lineage: Eukaryota; Metazoa; Chordata; Mammalia; Rodentia; Cricetidae
Source: RefSeq, a predicted model, not a curated record